This is a messenger RNA of Pichia kudriavzevii, 273 nucleotides long. RefSeq lists its product as uncharacterized. Gene Ontology annotation, molecular function: structural constituent of ribosome. Gene Ontology annotation, biological process: translation. Gene Ontology annotation, cellular component: ribosome. The record is from RefSeq and is a predicted model, not a curated record. The transcript has a single exon. The coding region runs from base 1 to 273 and encodes 90 amino acids. Lineage: Eukaryota; Fungi; Ascomycota; Pichiomycetes; Pichiales; Pichiaceae.
AUGUUCACCUUUUCAUUGACAUCUUUUAUCAGACCGGUGGUCUCUUCAUUCCGCGCGUCACUGCAGGUGAGUGCACUAAGGCACCAAUCAAAGACACAUAGAGCAACCUAUAAGAGAUGGAGGAAAACGGCGAGUGGGUACAAGAGAGGCAUCCAGGGACGGAAGCACGGAAACGCCGGGUUUGCGGCGAGUGUGUUGAAGAAGAGAACCGGUACUGCAUACUCCACACACACCCAGUCGAAAAUCUUACAAAGAUUACUUCCAAAUUUGUAA